Amyelois transitella is the source of this 1736-nucleotide messenger RNA. RefSeq names its product facilitated trehalose transporter Tret1. Gene Ontology annotation, cellular component: membrane. The transcript has 3 exons. Bases 161 to 1594 code for a protein of 477 amino acids. Gene Ontology annotation, molecular function: transmembrane transporter activity. Gene Ontology annotation, biological process: transmembrane transport. The record is from RefSeq and is a predicted model, not a curated record. Lineage: Eukaryota; Metazoa; Arthropoda; Insecta; Lepidoptera; Pyralidae.
CGCUUGCAGUGUUUAUAAGAUUUCGCGAAAUGACAUCUGCUCAAUAUAAUUUUUUACAAAUUAAAUUAUAUAUUUCUUAUACUUUUUAACGAACUAGGUAUUUAAUGAACGUUAUUAGUUAAUUUUAUUUUUGUAGUCUUUUGUUUGUAAAUUAAACAAAAUGGAGUCCAAGAAUAGACGAAUAAGCCCAUUUGCAAUUCAAUGUUUCGUGAGUGCCGGCGUGACCUUCAACAUGGCGGGCAUGGGGCUGGUGAUGGGGUUCGUCACUGGUCUACUGCCACAGCUGCGGAGACCCGACUCCAUCAUACAAAUCGAUGAUACAACUGGAUCCUGGAUAGCCUCUCUACCCGGCUUCACCAUCAUCGUGGGCAAUUUCAUCGCUCCCAGCAUCAUGGGCAAAUUUGGAAGAAGAACAGCUAAUCUAUGCAGCUUGGCCGUGUCAGUAACCGGCUGGCUUUGCAUCGUAUUUUCCAACACCGUCACCAUCCUUCUCCUGGCCCGCUUCAUCCAAGGCAUUGCAAUGGGCAUGAUUGGCGCCCUUGGUCCUAUCCUUAUUGGAGAGUACACCAGCCCUAAGAACAGAGGUCUCUUCCUCAUGUCCAUAUCAGUCAAUAUCAGCCUGGGAAUCUUCACAAUCCAAGCUUUAGGAGCAUUUUUGUAUUGGAAAACUUGCGCGUUAAUUUGUAUUGGUAUAGUUCUGUUAACGGUUUUGUUGGUGAUAUUGUCCCCUGAGUCACCAACUUUCUUAGCUGAUAAAGAGAGGUAUGAUGAGUGCAGGAAGGUAUUUAAUUACUUGAGAGGUGAUACGGAGAACGAAGAAUUGGAGAAGAUGAUAGCGGCAAAAAUGUUACUGAAAAAGGAGCAAAUAAUUAAAACGGACAUGAUGAAAGAAAUGUUGUUGUCAAAAUUUGAUUAUUUCAAGAAGACUUCGAAGAAAAAAGAGUUCUUUAAGCCGUUGUUGAUAAUGUUCCAUAUUUUUAUAAUGGCUCAGUGGUGUGGAGUAAAUAUACUGACGUCAUUUACGACAAAUUUGUUCGAGAAAGUGGUCGGUUUGGAUGCAGGAAUCAACAUUCCUCUGAUGAUAGUGUUAGUCGGGCUUCACAGAGUCCUAGGGAACAUAGUUGGGAUGGUUUUCAUCAAGACUUUGAGACGCAGAGUGGUGUUGUUUACGACUAUCAGCUUGAACGUUGUGGCCCUGUUCGCGAUAGCUGCUUACACUUACGCGAGAGACAACAAUUAUCUGCCGUUUGACGAGCCCGCUGUUGGUAUAAUUCUGGUCCACAUUCACAUGUUCUCUGUAGCUACUGGAGCGAUUCCUUUAGCGUUUGUUCUGGCCGGGGAACUCUUCCCGAUGGAGUAUAAGAGCCUGUGUGGAGGCAUCAGCAUGAUCUUCUAUUCUCUUAGCCUUUUCUCCAAUAUGAAGACUGUUCUUUUACUAUUUAACACUUGGGGUAUAUCUGGCACGUACUGCCUUUACGCUGGCGUGGUGGUGUAUUGCUUGGUAGUGGUUGGAGUACUCCUGCCAGAAACUAAAGAUAAAACCUUGUUGGAUAUAGAAGAAGGUUUUAGAGGAAAGAAGUUGUCUUCUUCUUAGUUUAUCACACUACACUGUGAAAGUAAAUUUAUUUUUAAAAGACUAUUAUAUUUACAUAUACACUAAAAUUGUAUAGAAACUUAAUAACAAUAAGGUAUAGGACCACGGGUUUUUAAAUAAAAUUGUAAUUUUAAGAUACUUA